Rhipicephalus microplus (southern cattle tick) is the source of this 6287-nucleotide messenger RNA. Its product is annotated as breast cancer anti-estrogen resistance protein 3 homolog. Gene Ontology annotation, molecular function: phosphotyrosine residue binding; guanyl-nucleotide exchange factor activity. Lineage: Eukaryota; Metazoa; Arthropoda; Arachnida; Ixodida; Ixodidae. Gene Ontology annotation, biological process: positive regulation of peptidyl-serine phosphorylation; small GTPase-mediated signal transduction. The record is from RefSeq and is a predicted model, not a curated record.
GCGCGCGGGAGGGUUCGUGGUGGUUGGUGCCGCGCUACGAUCGGCCGCCGUCGCAAUGAUGCGUCGUACAAGUCUCCUGUCGAAAUGCAGCGAACAGCCGUAGGAACAGCGGCGUGCUGGUAGUAUACGUCACAGUGAAGGGCCAUCGUCUCUUACGCAUCCCGGAAUUCACUCACUCGGAAAGGGACGUCGCACGGAAAACGAACCCGCGCCAAUAGCGGCGGCGGCGUUUGUUGAUCGACCGGACCUGCAUGCGCGCUCUGCUAGUUCUCGUCCGACACAAGCGGUCUAUGCGCUCUUGCGGAACAGCGGCCUCGGUAGAGCCGGCCCAAGCCGCGUCGUAGCCUAGACGUGCUGUGGUGUGAGUGACCCCCGUGAUGGGCGGUCUGAUCGGAGGCUGAACCGGCUCGACGUGCCCAAGAGUAGCUCGGCCACCUAACCUUGGAGGAAAGACAGUCUCGUACCCAAACGUGCUGGUUCACUCCACUGUCUCACCAGCAUCGCUGGUGCGAACGGGCUCUACCUCGACUGCUGCUUCUAGUCACAGAUCGAGCAUGGAGACGCCCAUGACGGUUGAAACACCAUCUGAAGAUUUAAAGAAAGCAUUGGAAUGGGAACUAGGACUGGACAGUCGUGACUUGCGCAGCCAUGCCUGGUACCAUGGCACCAUCCCGAGGCAGCGCGCUGAGGAACUCAUGACGGUUGACGGCGGCUUCCUAGUGAGGGAUUGUGUUUCGCGGCCUGGAGACUAUGUGCUCACAUGCUGCUGGAAGGGUGCACCACUCCACUUCGUCAUCAACAAGGUGGUCUUGCAACCAUUCACCGUGUAUGAGCGCGUCCAGUACCAGUUUGAGGAUGACUGUUUUGACACGGUGCCUGACCUUGUAACCUUCUAUGUUGGAAACAAGCGGCCAAUUUCAGCUGCUUCCGGUGCUGUGGUGUCAAGGCCAGUGAAUAGGAGCAUGCCACUUUCCUACUAUGCGCAGCGCUAUGGCAUUGAAGGUUCUAAAGCUGUAGAGCCACCCCAGCACAGGGCUCUUGAUGCCAUAGCUAUGGUACCUGCACCUUCCAAUGGGCUGUCUACUGAACCCCACCUACUACAGAAAUCGCACUCCUCGGGCCAUACAAAUGCUGGACAGAUGCCAUCAUGUGCAACAUUGCCCUGUAGGGACAACUCUGGGAACCACAGGAGAGGCUUCAUUCGUGUGGGCAGUGAUCCACUGCUCAGUCCAACCCUGGAACGAAGGACCUUAGAACACAGGCCACUUUCUGGCACAGUCAGCUCAGAGGCUGCUCAGAGAAACCUUGAAGGAAGUUCAGAAGAUCAGCCACCACCUAAGCCUAGCCGAGUCCCCUCGAAACGGUUGCAACAGAAGCCAGCAGUUGCCAAGAGAGACCCUGUUCCAGUGACACAGUAUGUCAACAACUGUGAAGGUGUCUAUUCUGAGCUUGCUGACAAUGGCAGUUCUUGCCACGUUGCUGAAGCAGGUGACCCCGCAACCCGGCCAAGUGAUAUGAAGCGACAUGGAUUGCCAGCAUUGUCACACCGAACCCACAUUCGGACUGGUAUUGCUGGUACGAUGCAGAUGUCAACUGGCCAAUGUUCGGAGGUAGCGGCUUGCAACCGUGUGGUGACUGUGCCUGAAAUUGACCCACCAUCAACAUUCGACUUAGUGACAUUUGCAACAACGCUGCUUCCGUCUGAUAAUAAGCCACUUGACAAGAGCGUUAUGGCACGUGUGCGUGGUGUCCUUCUGGAAAGUGGGCCUCGUGCCUUGGCUAACCAUCUUACUCGUCUCGACUUGGAUAUGUUGGGACUUAAAGGAGAAAGGGACCUAGGACUUGGUGUUUCAGUGGGUUUGGAACUCCUGGCUUUACCCCAGGGAUCGAGAUUCAGAAAGGACCUUCUGGAACGGACUGAGUGCCUAAAACUCUUUGUUGCAUCCACGCUCUUGAUGUGUGCCGAUGAUGUGGAGCGUGUAGAGCUGCUCAACAAGUGGAUUCAGGUGGCUGGUGACACAAAGACAGCUUUAGGCAACCUCUAUGGUUUCACAGGAAUCAUGCAAGGACUUGCCAUGUCACAGAUCUCUAGGCUGAAGACCACAUGGCUGGCAUUGCGCCAACGACAUACAGACACGGCGCUUGCCUACGAGACUAAACUGCGGCCAGCCCUGAAGAAUAUGCAGGAAUGUAGCAACCCUCAAGCACCCAACACAUGUCUGCCCUACCUACUUUCUAUAUUACUCAUCCUGGAGCAUAGCUUUGAAGGCCUGCUCGUAAAUUCAUCUACAGCAUCUUCCCAACGCAAGGACGUUAGUUCAGAGCUGCUUCUGCUUCCUUGGGAGAACUCAACGGCUGAUUAUGGCCUGCAGUUGUUGCUUUCACACCUGGAACAACAGCGACUGGUGACUCAACAGCUUCCGACAUACCGGCGAAACGGCGAGAUUGUGUUUGAGAAUGUCAAGUUAGAUGAUAUUAUGCUGGACCUCUUUAGGACUGAGUUUCAUUUGCUAUUUCUGUGGGGUGCACGCGGUGCCUCUGUGGCAUCCUGUGAAAGACAUGCCAAGUUGACACAAGUGUUAGCAGCCAUGUCGGUUCGAUGUGAAUCGAUUGGCACACCUGUGUGAUGUUAAAGGUGAGUGGGUGAUGUAUGCUUGAGCCCAGUGAACAGGUGGCAUGAACUAAAUGAACAAGAAUGGCCAGUCUUUUUUUUUAUGACAGCAGGGAAUGUAAACUUAUCAAAACACAAAAGAAUUCUUAGUGUUGAACACAGAUUACAAAUAGUGAUAAGAUCACCAGUUGCCAAUGCACAGAAUUGAAAGCUUGUGCAUUCAAGAUAAGUUCAUUACAGUAAUGUGUAUUAUUGAUUUCUGGGGCAUCAGCUGUAGUGAUGCAAUACCCUGAAUGCCAUUUUCUGCUCUACUGCAUGCUGUCCCCCUGAGAGGCAUCACACAUGCAACAGGUUCAUAUCUUAUAGGCGGGGGACAGACAUAUCUUACUAGAUGCUUCACAAUAAGACUUAGCAGUUGAAAGUGCUUGUUCACUGAUGCGAGUAUGUGAUACAAUACAUGAAAGUGCUGCUAUUACUAAAUGAGAAGUAUAAAAAACAAUAUACAUCACACACAUGACACUUUCUUUUGCAAUGCGCUGCAAUUUUUAAUGCUAAAUAUAUAAGUAGCAUAGAGUAGCAUAAGUAGCAUAGAGUAGCUUACAAAGAACAUUACUUCUGAAGUGGAGCAGUGGUUUUAAAAAUAAAUUUUGAAGUGGUUCCCAUUCUGCUGAUAACGUGCUUCUUCCUUUAGAAGGUGUUCGCAUGAGUAUUAACAAGCUUUUGGAAAUCUUACGACAUGCAAACACUUCACGUAGUCAUUCUGUGUGCGUCAUAGUGGUUUGAAAAAUUUUAAAAUAAGAAUAUAGUAGAAGUCGCUUUGCAUAUAUGCAAGCAAUCCCAGAGAGAAAUCGCUUAAGAAUCCUUAAGGAAUCUGAUUGAUGUGUGGGGUUUAACCUUGAAGGUAUCUGUUUCAAAUAAACUUGUACUAUAAUAAAAGGCUCAAUCAAAAGGGCCCUGGAAUAUUUUGCUAAGCAAAGGGACAUUUUAAACAUAAGCAUCACUUAGCUCUAUCCAGAUAAAACUUUGGAAGUAAUUUGACCCUUACUGCUUACUCACCAAGCAGAUCUCGAGAGCACUGUGACUAUGUCCAUGACCUUGUCAAUGUGCUUUACAUUAAAGCAAUAGUUUCAUGAUUGGGCCUCCCUGAAACUUCCUGCGAAAUAUCUGCAAUAAUAAUAAUAAUAUUUGGAGUCUAACGUGCCAAAACCAUAUGAUUAUGAGACAUGCAGGAGCAUAGGGUUUUGGAAAUUUCAAUCAUUUGGUGUCCUUUAACAAGACAUCUGAAACAGAACUUGUGUGACCAGCAGAACACAUGCACACACACACUCUUAGUCAGCCAAAAGCAGUUUCUCAGGUAUGCUCUAAUUUGUGACAUUACAGUGUAGCUACUCAAGAUUUUCAAUAUUCCCUUCAUCCCUUGCCCUUUCUGCACAGUAUGCCACUCUUGUUCUGUAAGGCUUGUUCAUUUAACACAUCAUUGGAGUCUUGAAAAGGGUGCUUUGGUAGGUAGUGCUCUGUGCAGCUUGUGAAGGCCACCGGGGUGCAAUAGGCAUUCUUUAAGCAUCAGUUCAUAAACAUAAGCCAACACAGGAUGUUCGAUUUUUAUUUAAGCUACAGUUAAUAGUGGAGACUUAGAUGCAUACAAGUAAUAUGCAUCAAACAUACUAAACUGCCAAAUUCAUAAUGUUUGUCAUAGUUCCCAGGCCACCAUCUGUGUUUGUGAAUGUGUGCACAAGUGUAUCGUAAGCAGUUUGUUUGGGCACUGCCGUGAGAUUAUUGUCUUCCACAGCAUUUGUAUGUGGCAAAAUUACAAAGAAAUGUCCUGAUCUUUGGAAGCUUUGAAAUGCCAGGAAUGUAUUGGAAACUUAGCUGCAUGAUCCAGUAGCAAGGCUGGUCACAAAUGUAGCAACUGCAGCAUUGAUAUAAACUAGUGUAGACCAUGCCAAUGGUUUAGUUAGCUUUAAAAUUUUUUGAGACCGUAGUGAAGUGCACUUUUAUUGACUAAAAGUACGAGUGGCUUUUUUCUCUCUCUAGAUACACAGUAGGUAAUCUGCUGCAAUUCGAGCGCUUAUCAGUAAUCUGCAGUUGCGGUUACUGUUAUGCGACUAAGACCAUAUCUCAUUGCGCUAUGACGAGCACACUGUAUUCGUGAACCGACAUUGUUGCAAAAAGUGAAUGUGCUUGGCAGCCCACAAAAUACACCAAAACAGAACUGUAAUGACACCUCAUUAAAGUUUGCUACAACUUUUCGUGAGCACAUGAAUUUUGAGCACACUUUUCCUGUGCAGUUAUUGAUUUAAUGACAUAGAAGGGAUUAACUGUAUUUUACACUGCAAGGUGCGAAAUUUUUUUCUGGUGCUCAAAUGGACAAAUUGAGUAAAAUAGCUUGAAGUUCAUAUUACUGUAAUGAAUUAAUCAUAUAUUCAUACUGCAUCAGGAUGCACUUCAGUGUUCAUUUUCUCCACUAUAAGUGAAGAAAAUGACCCAAACUGGUUUAGAGCUUCUUUUCAGUAUCUCUUCCAAAAAAAAUUUACUGGGGUAAAUGCAAAUAUAAAGUGCAAUCAAUGUAUGUACCUCCACUGGAUGUUUUCAUUUGCUUGUAUGAAAAUUCUCGGCACUCUUCCGUUGAGUAGUAACAAACCAGUUCCUAUCAUGUGCCAACACAUAGUUUUUACGUAUUUUAAAUGAAAAGGUCGAAAGUUAUAUGCAGUGCUGAAUGUGCUGAAGGUGAAGUUUCUAGUACAGGAUAUUACUAUUAGCAUGUUUAUAUAUUUUCCUCCCCUUCCAUAAAAAAUGCUUGCAUAAAAUGCACUUACUAACAAUUAUAAAUGCAUAACAUAGAAUAUUUUAUGUACAAUGGACUCUUAGUUAAAUGGAACUUGAAGGGACCAGGAAACCAUGUUGCAUUUAGCAGGAGUUUACGAGAUGAACAGGGGUGCAGAAUUCAAGUAUGAAACCUUAUACAAGAGGCAGUUCCAUUUAAGCAAUUAAGAGAUCUUCAUUUACCGAGUAUAGUGUGUUUUAUUUAUUAAAAAUUAAGUCAUUUAAAACCAAAAUGAGUAGUGUGGCUAGAAAAGCUGGCCAGUUUGGGACAGUUUAUACACAGAAGUUAUGUUUUCAUAAUGAGGGUUAAAGAUGUAUGACACGCACUCUACUAAAUGAGGUUACAGUUAAAAAAAUUUUUUUAAUGAACUCAUUAAAUCUUAUCACAUUUAUUCACACCUUAGCAAACUUUAUUCGUAUCCAUUAAAAUUAUUGGGUCCAAAUCUUGUCAAUACAAGUGGUGGCAAUGAUGCAUGUCAAAUAACACUUAAAGUUUCAAUAAUUUACUGAUUAAUUUUAGAAUACAAAGGUUUGAUUUUAUGCAAAAAUUUGUAAAUGCACCCCCUGUUUGUUGCAGAAUAGCAUAAUUUCGUAUUGUACAGCUUAUUGAGCGAGCGUUGUAUAAAGAAUGAAUACUGAAAAAUAGUAUACCAUGUAUAUGCUUUUUUUUUCCGUAUAAGCAAAGUCACAUGAGAGUACAGCUACUUUAUGACGGAGAACAUGAAACCUUGUAUGUACUGUAGAAGACGCCAAGAAAGUGUGAUGUUUUAGGUGUCAAGUUGUGUGAUUUUCACCUGUUCUAGUCACAAAUUUGUAAUGUGUCAUGUGAUUAAAAGCACUGUGUUUCAGACAA